CAUCAACCACCAACCGCCCCAACUGUUAUCAACCACCACCGCCCCAACCCUUUCCACCGUGCAUAGCGGCGUUAUUUUCCGGCACCCCCUCCCCCCAAUGCAAUCCCUACACGACACCCACGUAAAACUCCUAGCUUUCGACAUCUUAUCCCUAAUCCCAUCGUCAUCCCACCCAAACACCGUCAUCCGCAAAGGCACCCACAUCCUUUCCCGCGCCGAAACCCUCGAUAUCAUCACUUUCUGGGAACACAAAUCUGACAGAUUCCUCAAAUUCACCAUCGAUGACGGUACCGGAUGCAUCCCCUGUGUUAUCUGGCUCAACCAACUCACUUCCCCCUAUUUCUCUCGUCGAUGCCCACCAGAUGUUCGACGAAUUGCCGAAGUGGCUAAAAGUUUUGCAACAUUUGUUCAAAUUGGGGUUUUGGUUAGGGUUAGAGGGAAGGUGGGUGUUUAUCGAGGGAAUGUGCAACUUACUGUUGCGGAUGUGGUUGUUGAGAGGGAUCCGAAUGCGGAGAUUGUUCAUGAGGGCGGUAGAUCUGAGUCGAUUUCAACAAAAGUGGGUUUUGAUGAGGGCGGUGGUGGUGGGUUUUGAAGAGGAAAGAGGGUGGCGGUGGUGGAUUUUGAAGAGGAAAGAGGGUGGCGGUGGUGAUGGAUUUAGGAUUUGUUAUUGUAACUGAUAUGAACAUA
Molecule: messenger RNA, 687 nt
Organism: Helianthus annuus (common sunflower)
Lineage: Eukaryota; Viridiplantae; Streptophyta; Magnoliopsida; Asterales; Asteraceae
Product: CST complex subunit STN1
Exons: 1
Coding region: 98-592 (164 amino acids)
Biological process (GO): nucleotide-excision repair; DNA replication; double-strand break repair via homologous recombination
Cellular component (GO): site of double-strand break; DNA replication factor A complex; chromosome, telomeric region
Molecular function (GO): nucleic acid binding
Source: RefSeq, a predicted model, not a curated record